UACAGACAAGGCUACACACAAUUCCUGCCCAUCUUUCUGGGCUUGCCGAAAACAUUCAGAGAGGAGCCACUGCGGAGGUUAAUAAUUUUUCUUGGUGGACAAAGCCAAAGAAGCUAAGCUCUGAAGUCAGAGCCAUCAACCUGCUGUUCAUUAUUUGAAGGAACUGUAUUUGCCCGGUGGUCGUCCUCUCUUGUCAAGCCAUCUCCAAUAAAUCUGCACGUGGCAAAUUUUGGGGCCCCCGUCUCGACAUCUUGCAUUUUCCUUUGGCCCUGGUGACGUUCCGGAGGACACAUCUUCUGCUGCUGUCCCUACAGAUGUGCUGUUGGUUCGCUACCAAAAGGAAUAUGUGCUAAAAACUAAAAUCUACUGAAAAAAAAAAAAACUGCUCAACUUUGUGUGUAGAAGAUGAGCAAUGAAGACGAGUUUUACGACGCCGUCACAGGCCUGGAUUCUGACGAGUCGUGUGAAGGGUUGUCUGAGGCCAGUUUCAAAGAUGCCAGAGGGUUCGAUGGCAGAAUUCAGAAGAACAAUGGAUCAGUACUACAAGAGAACGGCAUCAGGAAGCACAGGACAUCUUUACCAGCACCCAUGUUUUCCAGAAACACGGUCAGCAUCUGGAGUAUCCUCAAGAAAUGUAUUGGACUGGAGCUGUCCAAGAUCACGAUGCCCAUCGUCUUCAACGAGCCUCUGAGCUUCCUGCAGAGGAUCUCAGAAUACAUGGAACACACUUACCUCAUCAACAAAGCCUGCUCGCUGUCCGACUCCAUAGAGCGCAUGCAGUCAGUAGCUGCUUUUGCUGUAUCAGCAGUUGCGUCUCAGUGGGACAGAACUGGAAAACCCUUCAACCCGCUGCUGGGAGAGACCUUUGAACUCAUCAGAGAGGAUCAGGGUUUCCGGCUGGUGUCAGAGCAGGUUUCCCAUCAUCCUCCGGUCAGUGCCUUCCACGCAGAGAGCCUCUCCGGGGACUUCGUCUUCCACGGCUCCAUCUAUCCCAAACUCAAGUUCUGGGGGAAGAGUGUCGAGGCAGAGCCAAAAGGAACAAUCACACUAGAACUUCUAAAGCACAACGAAGUGUACACAUGGAGUAAUCCUUUCUGCUGCGUGCAUAACAUCAUCCUGGGCAAGCUGUGGAUAGAGCAAUACGGAACAGUGGAAAUAGUCAAUCACAGCACCGGGGAGAAGUGUGUGCUGAAUUUUAAGCCAUGUGGAAUGUUUGGCAAGGAGCUGCACAAAGUAGAGGGCUACAUCCAAGACAAGAAUAAAAAGAAGCUCUGCGUAAUCUAUGGGAAGUGGACCGAGUGCAUGUGGAGCAUCGACCCUCAGCAGUACGAGGUCUACAAGAAGUCGGACAAGAAAGGCGACAAGAGCAAAAAGAAUGAGGAGCUUCAAAAAGCUGAGAAUGACGAAGCAGACGACAUGCCUGAAAUCCAGGAAACGGUGUCUGUUGUACCAGGAAGCACUUUGUUGUGGAGAAUAGAGUCCAGACCAGCACACUCUGCUAAGAUGUACAACUUCACAAACUUUGCGAUGGCUCUCAACGAGCUGGAGCCUGGCAUGGCAGCCAUUUUGGCCCCCACCGACUGUCGCUUCAGGCCCGACAUCAGAGCCAUGGAGAAUGGAAACAUAGACGAGGCGAGCAAAGAGAAGGAGAGACUGGAAGAAAAACAGAGAGCUGCCAGGAAGGAGAGAGCCAAGCACGAGGAGGAGUGGACAACUAGGUGGUUCCAGAUGGGCCCCAACCCAUACACCGGUUCCCGGGAGUGGAUCUACAGUGGCGGCUACUUCAAUAGGAACUACCAGAACCUGCCGGAUAUAUACUGAUACUCUGCUCGCCUUCAUCUUUCUCCUCUUCCUCUCCGCUAUCAUCAUCUUUAACCUGCGUGUUCAUUUUUGGCCCAUCAUGAUGCAAAGAGAAUUGCUAAAAAUGCAUCCUUUAGGGGUGAUGCUUUUGGAAAGAAGCCAAACAGCUGCCAUUACUUUUCACAUCUCGAAGAGAAUCAGUGACCAUCAAACGUCUCUUUGCCUCGACGCUGUAAAGAACAGAACAAUCACUUAUUUCCCAGGCAACCUCAGCAGCAGAGAACUGGGAACGUACUGAGUCACACGUCUGCUCUGAAUGGUUAACAUCUUUGCAAUCAGACUCUUUCCUUUCAGCUGCCAUACGUGACUUAUAAAUACACAGAUAAACGUACAUAAGUGGAAACAAUAACUUGGACGUCACAAACCUCACGAUGGAUUUGUGGAUUUAAACGGACUCCCAGUCAACAAGGAAAUCAGGGAUGUGAAUGUUCCUUUGACUGAAGACAGGUUUUCGCUCUGAAAGACUCGAAACACUCACAGAUUAAUAUAGAGGACGUUCUGCUCUCAAAGAACUGUUGGUUCGGUUAGUUACAGCACGCAAUGUCUGCAUCCCACGUCCCUGAAACGCCUCGUGUUUCCCACCGAGUCGCCUGAUGACACCGAAGUCGCAUCACAGAACUCCAAAGCAAGCUCAAAAAUGAAGAUCCUCUUUGCUUCUAGCUGCAGCUCUGUUGUGUGUUUGUUUAAAGUCGUUUUACUGACCAGAAGAUGUAUGCAGGAUCGCUUUUGCAGCUCGUUCAUAAAAAAGUAAAAUAAACUUUCAAGAGCUCGGUUUGUACGCAACAAGGUGAAAUGCGAGUCAUUGGGAUCAAAAGGUAAUCCCUGAAAUAGUUUUUUUUCUUCUUUUAUACAUUAACAGAAGACUAUAUAUAAAUGUAAACACACUCAAACUCAGUUGUUAGAGGGCCGGAAAAUGACAUUUGAAGAUACUUGUUUACUUUUCGCCUGUAGGUUAUUGUUGAUGUGUUUACACUGCAACCUCGAUGAACUAAUAGUCCAAAAGCGAGAAAAGCUUCAGCAUCUGCUUUUUUUGUGUGUUUUUUUUGUUCUUCUUUAACAACUUACUUGUGCGUCCGUAUUCAAUGCUGAAUGACUAAGCUGUUUUAGAAGAUCUUGACAUUACAUGUACAUAUUUAACACUUUGGUCACGGCUUGCUGGGGAAACAACCGAAACAGAAAAAUAUCUUAAGUGUAAAGCGGUGCAUACAAAGCGGUCUUGUGAAUGCGCGUGUAAAUGUUGAACACUUUUUAAGUCAUUCUAUGGAGAAAAAAAAAGCAUCACAAAGAGUUAAGGGGGGAAACAAUGAAAUCAUUCGGCCGUAUCUUGAAAACGAAACCACCAUUAAUACAACACAAGAUUAAAAUAGCAACAAAAGCUACAAAACAAACAGCAAAAUUAGCUACAUAAAAAAAAAUGUGCGUUGAUUGUAGUUUUUUUAUUUUAUUUUGUCCUGCUACAGGUGUACAUAUCCAUCGGUGCCUUGGGGUUCGUCGUCCGAAAAUGGAUCAGCUGAGAACAAACACACCUACCAAGAGGAUGAAAGCUCAGAUGGAUUAAACGCUCCUGAACUGAUUGGCUUUAACAGCCGGUCAGAAGCGUGCUCUGGGGUUAAAGCCUUCCAAGACACAGAAUAAUGCUGCGUGAAAGUCUUUCGUUUCCAUUAAAGCCGCACAGGCCAUAAAGUCGCACACACUUCUCUGAGCGAUGUGCUGAACUCCGGUGGCUAAACGUUUAGCAGAAAAGCUCUUAACAUCCGAGGGUUUGUUUACCCUGGAAUCCGCUUUCCACCACCUGCACAUUCAAGCUGAAAUAAUACAUGUUGAAGCAGCGAAAUGACUCGUUUUAAUAUGUAGCUUUUAAGUCAGACUGAUACGCUCACGUUUAGGGAUGAAAAGACAUACAUAUGCAUAUUUCUGUCGCAGCAAAUUUGGAAAGCUGCCACUUAACACUAUGGAGCCCGGCUGAGCUGCUGAGAUCUGCUGGCUGAUAGGCGUCGUAAUGUUUAUUUUGGUUAUUGUUUCCUCACGUCUGUGUUUGUCUGAAAUCAUGUCUCAUCACCGACUCUAUGCAACGUUUGCACAGCUACACGAACAGCGCGCGUCUCAUCUGUUGUUGUACAGUUUGCCCUACAUUCCUGCCCCUCCCUCUCUCUCACACACACACACACACACACACACACACACACACACACACACACACACACACACACCUACAGGUAAAAUUAGACAUGCUCACACUCAUCUGUAGGUGUUAACUUUUAAUUUCAAAUAUUUCAUUGAAUGUGGGUGGGGGGGGCGACAAACUGCAGAGGCACUACAGCUGUCAAAUCUCACCUCUGCGUAACUUCUUUUUUUUUUGCUCAUCUUAUUUUAAAACUGUAAUGAGUGCCUGGUUCUGUCUAAUUCUUUUUUUUUUUUUUUGUCUAUUAUUUAUGGAGUUUUUGGUUUUAGGAGGUAAUUGUUGCUAAAACUUUGCCAGAAAAGUGGUAGAAAGAUGCUUCAGCCUUCAGACCCUGGCUGCUACAUGUCAGCUUGACUAGCUUGGUGGAGGCUGAUUGACUUUCUGUUUUUGACAUGUUUGGGGAAUUAAACUUAAAGAUUUCAUUCCUUUCUGGAAAAAAACAAACAAAAAACAAGCAAACUACAGAUACACUGUCACCAAAUGGUGAAAUUUUGGUCACAUGAAUGUAAACAGUCACCAAUCUGUUUCUUUUUUUUAAAAAUGAAUUUUGCUUCUGAUGAUUUAAUUCGCUGGCCAGCAUAUGUAACAGCCAGACGUUUGAGCGCUAAGGUUCUACCAGCCACCCUGUUAAUCUGUCCAUUUAACCGCCUCGUGUUGCUUUGACCGCUCCAUGUCAAUGUUUAUAUAUGUGUGCAUGUGCUGCACAGAUGUAAUCGCAAGCAAAAUGGCAACAUUGUUUUGUGCAAUUGAUUUAUUUUUUUAGUAUUUAAACCAUUUUUGUUCUUUUUUUGUUUUUUUUUUUUUUUUUUUUUUUUUGGUGAGAACAUUGUACAAAUAAAUUGUUUUAUUUUGAGGUGGGGGGAAUGUAAAGAGGGUCUUACCCAAGCUGCAGACAGCUCAGGUGGUUCAUGAAUGGAGGGGGGAGAAAUGUCUACUAAUAAAAUCCUAAUUUCAGUUUUUGA
Molecule: messenger RNA, 5004 nt
Organism: Poeciliopsis prolifica (blackstripe livebearer)
Lineage: Eukaryota; Metazoa; Chordata; Actinopteri; Cyprinodontiformes; Poeciliidae
Product: oxysterol-binding protein-related protein 2-like
Exons: 14
Coding region: 406-1821 (471 amino acids)
Cellular component (GO): intracellular membrane-bounded organelle; membrane; cytosol
Molecular function (GO): cholesterol binding
Source: RefSeq, a predicted model, not a curated record